Messenger RNA from Chara braunii, 3321 nucleotides. Lineage: Eukaryota; Viridiplantae; Streptophyta; Charophyceae; Charales; Characeae. The record is from the annotation of a GenBank genome assembly.
GGCGUCAGCAUGGGCCUGCCCUUGACCAUGUGCAGGACACAUUUAGGGGCCGCUCCCCUGUGUGCCGUUACCUGGUUGUCGGCCAGAAGGUCGACAACAAGGGGGUCAUGAUGCUGCGUUGCACUUUUUGCAACAAAGUAUUUCAGGGGAGCCAAUUCCAGGCGACGAGGCAUUUCACACGGACGAACUACUGCAAGGACGUCAGCGACGAGGCUUUGUACGAGAUCGCGCGACGGAGUCAACAAAAGUUCGAGAGCGAUCAAAUGGAGAGGGUUGCCAGGUACGCGGCGGAGCGCGGAGUCGAUGUGCCUGGCACGGGUGGUGUGAGGGGAGGAGAGGCGGGGCGGCAGCCCGUGGAGGGAGCGUUAGGAGGGGUCGGGGGAGAUGGUGGAGGUGGAGACACGGAGGAGGGCGAGAUCGACGUCGAUCGCGAGGCGCGUGUCCCGGGCGAGCAGGGAGUCCCGGGACACGAGGACGUGCCUGAGGUUUAUCCAGGCACUUGGGAGAGGAUGGAGGAUUUUUUUAGGCGAGCAGCCAAGGGACCUGUAGGGGAGGGUUCUUCCAAGAGGAAGGAAAGUGGAACAGAUCCGGCCGCCGCCCCAGGUGGGAAGAGGCUUCGCCAGGAAAAGGUCACUAACGUCUACGGUGGCGAGUGGGUUGCUCGCCACAAGAAGACAUUCCUUUGCUGGCUCUAUUCCAGCGGGGUCCCCUUCAAUGCCUUCCCCAACCAGGCUUGGAAGGCAUACCAGCAGGUCCUUCUUCAACAGCGUGGCAGUUCCCCGUGCACUGUGUCUCCCAGCCACAGCGAGAUUGCGAGUAUGCAGGCGGUGGAGACCCACCAUGAGGAGCUGGCGGAGGAGUUGGAGGAGGUGAGGCAGCCAUUGUGGAUCACUGGUGCCACCCUCCUCUCCGACGGGAGGAAAUCACGAGACGGGAGACCGAUCGUGAAUUUCCUUGCCGCCGGCUCGCGAGGGGUCGUCGUCUACACGACGAUCAAUCGCGAGGGCGAGCCGGACGAUGCAGUGCACGUCCUUCGGAGAUGGGUGACCAUCUUCCACGAGUUUAGUUUCGGCGGCCCGCAGCGGGUCAAUGCGAUAUGCACAGACUCCGCAUCGGCGUACGUGGGGGUUGCGAGGGCAUUGGCCUCGCCGGGCAUCCCUCCUGCAAUCAGGAGGAUCACUUGGCUUCCGUGUUCUGUCCAUGUCUGCAACAAAUUGUUGUCAGACAUGGGGACGAGUUGCGACGCGUUUGUGGACGCGAUUACACGCGCUCGUGUUCUGGUGGUGUUUUUCAUAACCCACCAGACCGCCCUUUAUUUCUUUAGGAAGCGCAACAAGGGGCUUGUGCUUUCUUGCGAGACGCGGUUCGCGUCUGUUUAUUCUAUGUUGGACAGACUGUUGGCCCUGCAAGACGCUCUGCAGGCGAUGAUGCGAGGGGAUGACGGACGAGAGUUUGCUUCUAUACCGUGGUCCGCCAAUGUGUGCGACAUGGCGCGUUGGGUGCGCCGACAGAUAAGAUGGGAGCCUUGGUGGCACACGAUGGCCACCAUAGUCCACAUCAUGCAGCCCGUCAUGGAGCUGCUUAGGCGGAUGGAUCGUGGGGGGCAGUACAUGUCCCUCAUGAUCGAGUGGACACAGGAUCUUGUCCGCUGUGUCACUGAUGCAUGCGCUCCUUUGGGGAGGGUUUUCGCUGACCGCAUCAUCAGGCGUGUGCAGGCUCGCACACAGCACAUGCUGGAGCCUGCUCACUGCGCGGGGCUCUUACUGAACCCCCGCAGGCGACAUGUUGAGUACUUUUCGGGCGAGGUGAGGGAUUACCCUCGUUGGCUUGUAAGGCAAGCCAAGAGGUACAUUUUGACGCAGACGGGUUACGAGGAGGAUGGUGUGGAGUACAUCAWUGCAUGUCGGCAGUUUGAGGACUUCCACAUGCAGCAGGGCACAUUUGGGGAUUGGGGAGGGGGGGAGGGGCKUGCUCGUGGGCGUGCUUGCAKYGGCGACARGGAGACGAUUGAGUGCGCGUCCUGGUGGUCUCAGUACGGGUCUGGCGCGCCUGAGUUGCAGCGCUGCGCUCUUCGUGUGAUGCACAUGUGGUCUUGCGCCUCUCCAACGGAGAGGAACUGGGCAGUCCACGAAGGCAUUCACACGAAGAAGCGCAACCAGUUGGCCUUUGAGAAGGUCGUUCAGCUCGUUGAGAUCACCGCGAAUCGGGACGAGGGCAUGCUAGACUGCCAGGCCGGACUGGAGUUGGAGCCAGUGUGCACGGGCACGCGCAGGGGGAUGACGCCGGAGGAGAUUGCCCGUCAGGUUGCGCUUAUCACCCGGGAUCCCAUCGGGGUCUCCGCACCACCCGCCGCUGAGGCCGUAUUCGGUAGACGUCCUUCCAUUUUCCGUCCUUACACCAGGGAGGAUGAUUCUGACGAGGAGCCGGUACCCGAGGCAGCGGAUGACCCCGCGCUCCGCAUUCCCCGUGAGAUCGACGAGACGCACCUGGAUCCCGAAGAGGACACCAGGAUGCAUACUGCACGACGGGACGUUGACAGGGCGGAGAGGGAGAUGAUGGGGGGAGAGGAGGAGUUGUGGGGACCGUUCGGGGAGGUCGCUUCGACGGGCGACGCAGGAGCGCGGGGGACGAGCCCCGCUCCGACGAGGCAGAAGUCGUUCAUGCCGCCACCUUCUGCUCCGAGUUGUGCACCGCCAUCGCCCGUCGCGCCAUAUGAGUCGACCACAGUAGCAGAGGACACGGAGGAGUUGGCGUCCUCUUUGCCUCAGCGUGGACUACUCCACAGAGGCGGGGCAGUCCGACAACUGAGGUUACGAUCACCUUCUCCGGGGGUCUUGCAGGAGGAGGGAGGACCGUCGGCAGCAGCAGUGGAGGGGGAGAUGGCAGUGGAGGGGGGAUUGGCGGACACGACGAUUGCAGGUGUGGUGGACCAGAUAGCUGUAACAACAGCGACUUCAUUGCUACAGGAGAUGGCAGCUUCAGUGUUGGCGGAGGAGGCACCAGCGCCAGGGGGAGCAGAUGCAGUGGAGGGGCAGGCGGGAGGAGCUGGAGGAGCAGCGGAAGGAGCAGCUGGAGGAGCAGCUGCACUGGAUGGGCUUGUGGCUGCAGCAGCAGGAGCAGCUGGAGGAGCGGAUGCAGUGGAGGGGGGAAUGCCAGGAGCAGUGGACGAGGAGAUAGGGGCACAGGCGGAGGUGUCGCGUGGGCACAACGUCCGGGUCCACUUGGCUCUACAACGUCAACCCUGUGUUGCGCAGAGGCCGUCCUUACCAUGGCGGCCAAACAACUCUUCACAAUAAUAAAAGCCUUCGACCUCAGACCCGA